Xenia sp. Carnegie-2017 is the source of this 1969-nucleotide messenger RNA. Its product is annotated as 60 kDa SS-A/Ro ribonucleoprotein-like. The record is from RefSeq and is a predicted model, not a curated record. The transcript is spliced from 4 exons. Gene Ontology annotation, cellular component: ribonucleoprotein complex. Gene Ontology annotation, molecular function: RNA binding. NCBI's taxonomy places the organism in Eukaryota, Metazoa, Cnidaria, Anthozoa, Malacalcyonacea, Xeniidae. The coding region runs from base 1 to 1698 and encodes 565 amino acids.
AUGACAGAUGGCUUAACUAUGCAAGGUACACCGUACGACUUGGGUAACGAAGGGCAAGAGCAAAAUUCUAUCACCGAUUCAUCAAUUCAAGUCGAAAACAGCGCAGGUGGUUUGGUGUGGAAUGUUGAUGAUCUGAAUAGGUUUCGUCGUUUUUUGGUGUUAGGAAGUGAAACACCCACGUACUAUAUUGACGAAAGAACUUUAGGCUUAGAAAAUGAGCGAGUCCUUUCCAAUCUUUUGCAAGCAGGAAGAGGUGUUGAAGUUGUCAAUGAAAUAAAGAAGUAUAGCAUUGAAGGACGAACCGCAAGACAGCAGGCCAUCAUGUUUUCUCUCGCUGUUUGUGCGCGGAAAGGAGAUCUUGCCACAAAAAGAGAAGCAUACAAGGCUUUACCCAAGAUCUGUCGAAUUCCGACUCAUUUGUUUAUGUUUAUUAAGUUCUGCAAGUUGUUUAGUCAGCCUGGCAAAGGUUGGGGUCGUGCUCACAGGAAUGCAAUAAAACUUUGGUACAAAGUAAAAGAUCCUUGGAAACUGGCCAUGGAUCUCACCAAAUAUCAAAAGCGUGAAGGAUGGUCACAUAGGGAUGUUGCAAGGUUAAUGCAUCUCAAGCCAGAAGGAACUGAUGUUUCUGAUGAGUUGUUUGUGAUAAUGAAGUAUUCUGUUUGUGGUUGGCAAAAGGUUUUGACAUGUUUCUUUCCAGAAGAUAAGACAGUUCUACGUCGUCCUAUUGGAGAAAAUGGCAACGCAAUGCUAGUGUUUUUUAGGGCAGUUGAAAAUAUAAAAACAGCGCAAGAGGAGGCUAGAGUGGUUGAACUGAUAAACCAACAUAAUCUUGUUAGAGAACAUGUUCCUACACAUUUCCUUAAUUCCAAAGAGGUGUGGGAUGCUCUAUUAAAGAAAAUGCCAAUGACUGCAAUGAUACGUAACUUGAACAAAAUGACUUCCAUUGGCUUGCUUGCUGAAGGAUCACCUCAAGUUAAAGAUGUUUGUAAUAAACUGCAAAACGAGGAUCUGCUAAGAAAUGCACGUAUCCAUCCAUUUAAUAUGUUAUUAGCUUUGACAACAUACAAGUCUGGAAAGGGUGAGAAAGGUUCUCUUGAAUGGCAAGCCAAUGUGGAAAUCACCAAAGCAUUGGAGAAAGCAUUUUAUUUAUCAUUUAAGAAUGUUGAACCAACAGGUAAAAGUUACAUGCUAGCCAUGGAUGUAAGUGGCUCAAUGCAAUUCAGUGGAUGUAUUGGUGCAAGUUCAAUCAAACCUCAUGUGGCUUCUGCUGCAAUGGCUAUGAUGACAGCACGAACAGAAGAACAUCACAAAUUUGUUGCAUUUAGUCAUGAAAUAGUUCCAAUGGAGAUAUCCAGUAACAUGAAUUUGAAUGAAGUUUUAAAUGUUGCUAACAAUAUUCCAAUGGGUAAUACAGACUGUGCUCAGCCCAUGCUUUAUGCCACCAACAACAAAUUGAAGAUUGAUGUUUUUAUUGUUUACACAGACUCUGAAACAUAUUAUGGUGAUGUUACUCCAAGGGAGGCUCUAAAGCAAUAUCGUAAGCAUUCAGGGAUUUAUAAUGCUAAACUCAUUGUGGUUGCCAUGACAUCAAAUGGUUUCACCAUUGCUGACCCAGAUGAUCCCGGAAUGCUUGAUAUAGCUGGCUUUGACUCUGCUGCACCACAAGUGAUGAGAGAGUUUAUCUUGGGGAAUAUUUGAAAGACUUUUAGUAAAUAUCACGGUAUCUUCACAAAUGGCUUCAUGAUAUAAAAAAUUUCAUUUUAAACUCCCAAGUAACAAUACUAAAGCACUGUAGUGAAUUUAUCUGUCAUUUGCACAAUUUUUGUUUGCACUAUCUUGUAUACUACCAAUUUAUAGGAAUAAUUCAUACCUUUAGAGUUAAUACUUGUAAGUAAAAAAUAUAACAAAACAUUCAUCAUAGCUUAGCUAGCGGAAGCAAUCAUUGUGAAUUUAUCCUUUAUUUGCACAA